Molecule: messenger RNA, 1431 nt
Organism: Myxocyprinus asiaticus (Chinese sucker)
Lineage: Eukaryota; Metazoa; Chordata; Actinopteri; Cypriniformes; Catostomidae
Gene: dkk3b
Product: dickkopf WNT signaling pathway inhibitor 3b
Exons: 8
Coding region: 87-938 (283 amino acids)
Biological process (GO): multicellular organism development; negative regulation of canonical Wnt signaling pathway
Cellular component (GO): extracellular region
Molecular function (GO): co-receptor binding; receptor antagonist activity
Source: RefSeq, a predicted model, not a curated record
UUUCCCCCUCCUUCCAUUUGCAAUUUUCCUAAUAAAACACGUCUGUGUUUCCAGCAGGACUAACUCGCCGGGUUGAAAAUAAAACUAUGCUGAAAUUUGCGAUACUCUCCCUUUGUGCGGGCUUUGUGGUUGGGAGCUCAAUUCACAGAAGUGGACAUGUGGACAUCACCGACACAUUGGAGGCGCAUGUGUCACAGGGACAAACCACUUUAAACGAGAUGUUCAGGGAGGUGGAAAAACUGAUGGAGGACACGCAGCAGAAAUUAGAGGAGGCUGUGCACCAGAUGGACAACGAGUCUUCAAAGUCGCUGCUAUAUGGACGCAACUUUCCUGCCAGUUUCCACAAUGAAACUACAAGUGAGAUUAAUGUUGGAAACAGGACCUUCAAACUGAUAGAGAGGAUCGACAAGGAAACCGACAAUAAGACUGGGAAAACACAAUUUUCCAGAACUCUCAUUCAAAGCACUGGACAGUGGAAUGAAGUCGAUCACGAGUGCAUGAUUGAUGAGGAUUGUGGGGACGGCAGCUACUGCCUGUAUGAGAUUGUCACCUCCAAAUGUAUGCCCUGCCAGACGGCUAAUAUGGAAUGUACAAAGGAUGAGGAGUGUUGUGGCGAUCAGCUGUGUGUGUGGGGUGUUUGUGCUCUGAACAGAACUAAAGGACAGUCUGGGACAAUCUGUCAAUUCCAGACUGACUGUAGUCCUCAACACUGCUGUGCCUUCCACAAAGCCCUUCUCUUUCCUGUGUGCCGCCCCAAGCCACAAGAACGCCAGAGCUGUCAUGAUCACCCUAACCAGCUAAUGGAGCUAUUACUGUGGGACGAUGAAGGCCCGCUUGAGCACUGCCCAUGUGCUGCAGGUCUGCACUGCCAGCCUCUCGGGAAAGAAUCAUUGUGUGUGAGUGAGAGAAACACGUCUGGUGAAGGCAUCGUGGACUGAUCUCCAGGAUCUUCUCCAGAAUGAAACUAUCCAUUGUUCACAAAGUCAGCUCUGCACUUUGCAUGUUAUAUAUAUAUAUAUAUAUAUAUAUAUAUAUAUAUAAUAUUUGCCUGUUUUUAUGUUGCUUUCAGCUAAUAUGAGAAUUACUCCUGUAGUACUUAACUAAAAGAAACUGUACUGUAGAAGUAAAUCAAUUUUGUAGAUUUCCCCACAAAAUCGGCACAACACAAAAAAUGUGAAUUGUGCAGGUUCUGUCUGGGCCUAAACAUUUGUCAUAUUUUAAUUUCUAAUGCCUGUAUCUACAGAAAGCUCUGCAUUCUACUUGCAUGAUUGUGCCUUCUUAUUGUCUCCUAAUUUAAUGGGAUGUGCUCUUAUUUAUGAUAUAACUUUAUUUUAUUGUCACUGUAAUAUUUUGUUAGAAUAUGACAAUGUUGACCAAGCUUGACUUUGUGUUCCUUCUUAAUAAAUAUGGUUUCAAUUCAAGAUUAGUAUA